AUGGUCAUCCCUUUAUGCCGAACGUAAUUUUUUAAAUGAAAUUUGAAUCCAUAUCUUUCUGUCCAAAGGAUAUGAUCCAGUAUUGAAAAAUCAGUAUAUUCAUAUCAGAAGCUACAAACCACAUCCAAAUCUGAAAAUUGCAGAUAACUGCCGUGUAAAUUUUCCCGAUAACCGAUUUCCUCCUCGUCGUUACGAAUUUUAUGUGUAGUUGUGCCAGUUUGAAUCUGAAUAUGUGGUUUCUUCUUGAUUUUUUGUGAAAUUUUCAGUAUAACUUUACAACGAAAUGUUUUCGAUGAAGACUGUUGUGUUGAUUCUUCUCAUAGUGUUUUGUUCUGACGUGAUAAAUUGUGCGAAAAUACUGGGGAUAUUCAUGGGUUUAGGCAGAAAUCAUUAUAUUUUAGGGAAGUCUUUCAUGACUAAUUUAGUGCAAGCUGGUCAUGACUGCGUGCUCAUAAGCAGAUAUAGUGAUGAAACAAACAAUGGUGUACAUUUCAAGGAAGUGAUUGUUCGUAAUGAUGAAAGCACUGAUGCUCUCUUCAAAGCCACAGAAGAAACGAAUCACAAUCCGUUCUUCGCCAUACACAGAAUCCACGAAUAUUCCAAAGGCAUCAUACCAAGGGUCUUCGAGGAACGGGGGGUCAAACAGCUGCUGAACCACAACUUCGACGUGGUCGUCAUCGAAGAAGUCUUCGCGGACGCCCUAAAAGUGCUCGCUUGGCAUUUCAAAGCGCACCUCGUCAUUUUCCACCCACACAGGGCUAAUUUUUGGGUCAACGAUUACUUGGGAAAUCCUUGUCUUCCAACUUUCGUCACUGAAUACCCUGCGACGUUCUCAAUAUCUAAAAACUUUUUGGAGAGAUCGUUGAAUCUUGCUCUGUACCUUUACGAAAAGUUAUACAAGGAGUUUGUCGUUCUGAAGGAACAUAGAAACGUGACUAGUGCACACUUUCCCGAAGCUCCGGAUUUGUCGGAUAUAAUCUAUAACACAACCCUGGCGUUUUUGAAUUCCGACGUUGCCGUUUAUCAAUUCGUACCGACGUUACCGAACAUGGUAGAUAUUGGAGGUUUUCACAUUGAUGUUCCAGGAAGGCUGCCCGUUGAAGUUCAAGCAUUCUUCGAUGGUUCUAAAAAAGGGGUGGUUUAUAUCGAUUUGGAUUUCCUGACAAGUAGCUAUCUGUCCGAAGAAACACGUGACUGGAUGGUCGAGGUACUUUCCGAAUUUGAAUAUGAUUUUUUGUGGGUAUGGGAUGAGCAGGCGAUUCCGAACCAACCGGCAAAUCUAAGAUUUCAAGAUCCGCUGAAACUAGGAAAUGUUUUAGUGCAUCCGAAUACGAAACUUUUCGUCCAUCUUGGAAACACCAAAGAUAUAAUAGAGAGCCUGUACUACGGCGUUCCACAACUAUUGAUUCCAGUUUUGGAUGAUCAACUGUACGAUACCUCACAAGCGCAGUAUCACGGAUACGCGAGGACAUUACCUUUUCAAUCCUUGACUAAAAGCAAUUUUCGUUCCUCCCUCCAGGAGCUUCUGAAUAAUGUCAGGUACGAAGACGAAAGUAAAAGAAGAUCGAAAAUACUAAAAGAAAAGCCAAUUUCAGCGAAAAAAGCGGUGGUAUUUUGGAUUGAUAAUGUCUUGAAAACAAAGGGUGCGGCUUAUAUGAGAGCAGAUUCCUUGGAUUAUUCUUGGUAUCAAUUAUACAUGAUAGAUGUCAUUGGAUUUUUCAUAGGAUCGUUCGUUAUUGUAAUUGCAUUUGUGAUAAUUAUUUUUGUGAAAAUUUGGAGAAUAUGUUGUUGUCGUUCUAAGAGAAAGAGUAAUAAAAAUAAAAUCUAUAAUUCAUUAAGUUAUAUUGCAGAGUGAAACUAGUGAAAGGCACUAAGCUAAUGAUUUAAGAAUAAGUAAAAUAAAACAUUUUAUACAACAAUAAUGUUUGAUUGUUUCAUCACAGUAAAUAUGCGAUCUCGAAUUCA
Messenger RNA from Coccinella septempunctata (seven-spotted ladybird), 1965 nucleotides. RefSeq names its product UDP-glycosyltransferase UGT5-like. Gene Ontology annotation, molecular function: UDP-glycosyltransferase activity. The coding region runs from base 284 to 1855 and encodes 523 amino acids. NCBI's taxonomy places the organism in Eukaryota, Metazoa, Arthropoda, Insecta, Coleoptera, Coccinellidae. The record is from RefSeq and is a predicted model, not a curated record. The transcript is spliced from 4 exons.